Molecule: messenger RNA, 1571 nt
Organism: Lathyrus oleraceus (garden pea)
Lineage: Eukaryota; Viridiplantae; Streptophyta; Magnoliopsida; Fabales; Fabaceae
Exons: 6
Coding region: 532-1065 (177 amino acids)
Biological process (GO): dolichol-linked oligosaccharide biosynthetic process
Cellular component (GO): UDP-N-acetylglucosamine transferase complex
Molecular function (GO): hexosyltransferase activity
Source: RefSeq, a predicted model, not a curated record
CAGAACCAAGGGGGUACAACUUACGAGGGAAGUGUGAAAAUUGAUGCAUGCUUGCGCCUCAUAUUGAAUCCAAACGAAUCGGCAUUGAAUUCAUCAUUUCAACUUCACCGAAUCAAAUUUGCAAAAUCAACACACGAAUACGCACCAACAUACAAAUCUUCUUCGUUCGUGAAUUCGCCCAUUGGAUUCAAUUACGUCUAAGAAUGGUGCAGAUAUCUGAAAUAAAGGAUUAGAAGACUCUUACCGAAUCGAAGUUGAGGAAUUUUCCAACGCGGUGGCUCGUCGGUAACAGAUUCACAGGUUUACACUUGGUCAGAUUUUGGAGUUGCUGAGUUGCUUCGAAUCCGGGUGGAAUUGGGAUUGAGUUAUUUUUACAGAGUUAUUCUAACUCAGAUUCGCGGCAUCGCUCAUCCACCAACACUCCUUCAGUGAUGAAAUCGACUCUCCCAAACCCUAAUUGUUGUUUUUAAAUGUCAUUGCACUUUCAACAUAAGCAUAUUUUGGGUGAAGAAUUAUCAACCUGAAUCGUAAAUGGGGAACGAGGACGGAGGUGACAAAACAAGGAGAGUGGUUUUUGUGACUGUAGGAACGACUUCUUUUGAUGCUCUUGUGAGAGCUAUGGAUUCAGAACAUGUUAAGAAAGAAUUGCUUGCAAAAGGUUAUACCAAUCUUCUCAUCCAAAUGGGACGUGGAUCCUUUCUUCCUACCAAGUCUGAAAGAGAAGGUUCAUUGGCUGUAGACUUCUUCACUUUUUCUUCCAGUAUUGCAGACCAUCUCAGAUCUGCUUCUCUUGUAAUUAGCCAUGCAGGGUCAGGCAGCAUAUUUGAGACACUGCGGCUACGCAAACAGUUAAUUGUGGUUGUAAACGAAGAUUUAAUGGAUAAUCAUCAAAGUGAGCUUGCAGAUGAACUUGCCAACAGAAAACAUUUGUAUUGUGCUAGUCCUCAUACACUCCAUCAAACUAUAUCAGAUAUGGAUUUAAAUUCUCUCCUUCCUUAUACGCCAGGUGAUGCUACACCAGUGGCCAAUCAUAUAAACAGAUUCCUUGGUUUUCCUGAUGAUUGAUCUUAAGGCUUUCCUUAUCUUCUGGCCAAUCAUACAAUUUUAAGUAUAUCUGGUAAAAAAAUUAAUUUGAUGAGUAUGAAUCCAAUUUGGUAUUACAAAGAUUAUCCUCAGGUGUAGGAUUGAAAAUAAGUUAGUCGAACAGGUAACUUAUAGAUUGGUUUGGUUUAAUCAGCAGAUUCAGAGGUCGACCUUAUAAAUUGUUUUAGUUUGGAUCAACAGGUUCAGGGAUCGACCAAGAUCCAUGAACACCCCUAAUCCUCCCAUAUUUUUCAUCACUAUGAUAAUAAAUAAUUAUAAGUUGUUUCUAUAUUUAAGGUGUAACCCACCAUUCCUAUUAUUGUGUACAUGAGCUGUUAUAGAUUUGAAUCAUUCCUGCCUUUAUGUUAGGAAUCAGCAUAAGCGCUCCCUUGAGACUAGGAAUUAGUUAUACAAAACAUCUAUCAUUUGUAUCUAUAAAUAGCCAGCAUUUAUGGCUAGCAUAAUAUAUUGAAAUAUCAUUCUCUCCA